Molecule: messenger RNA, 1717 nt
Organism: Agelaius phoeniceus (red-winged blackbird)
Lineage: Eukaryota; Metazoa; Chordata; Aves; Passeriformes; Icteridae
Source: RefSeq, a predicted model, not a curated record
ACUCAAAGUGUGGUAUUCGCAUUCUCUGAACAAAGAGAGAUUUAAUUCUCUCUCCCAGGACUUUUCCUGGGGAAGGCAGUGAGAAACCUCAGAGAAGAAGAGAAAACAAUUCUUAUCUCUACUUGCUGCUCCUGUUUGGAACAUGUGGAAUGUGUCGUGGAGAUGGUUUGCCAGAAGUGGUUUGUGAGCUGGACACCAGCGAGGGUUGUUUGGACUGAUUGGCCAAUUGGGUCAAAGCUGUGUUGUGACUGUCUGCAGAGAGUCAUGUGUUUUUCUUUAGUAGUAUUUGGUAUCUCUUUAGUGUAGUUUUAAUAUGGUAUUAGUGUAAUAUAGUACAGCUUAAUAAAGCUUAAUAAAGGAUUUGUUCAGCCUUCUGGAAUCAUGGAGUCAGAGCACAUCAUUCCCCGGAUGGGGAUCGCUCAUCUACGACACAAAGCGCGGAUUUUUACACCUUGUCGAGCUGGCAUCUCUUGCUGACGCCCAAUUCUUGCCCUUCUACAGAGGAGCUCAAGGAGAAGCUGCAGCAGUAUGUUGAUGAGGUGAAUGCCCACGAGCCAGGUUUCAUCAAGGCUGUCCGGCACAGCAGGCAGGAGGGGCUGAUCCGCUCCCGAGUCAGCGGCUGGAGAGCAGCCACAGCGCCGGUCGUCGCUCUCUUCGAUGCCCACGUGGAAUUCAACGUGGGUUGGUGUGUGCCCCUUCCAUUCUCUCACCCAGGGACCUUUGCCAAGCACUGGUGGUAAAUUACUGACUGGCAUUUAGAGGGGCUGAACCAGUGCUCACCAGGAUAAAAGAAAACAGAGAAAGAGUAAUUUCUCCAUCAUUCGAUAACAUUAAGUAUGAUAAUUUUGAAAUAGAGGAGUAUCCCCUCUCAGCACAAGGCUUUGACUGGGAGCUGUGGUGCAGGUAUCUGAACCCUCCUAAGUCCUGGUGGAAACUGGAGAACACAACUGCUCCAAUAAGAAGUCCUGCACUGCUUGGAUGCUUCAUAGUGGACAGAGAAUACUUCCAAGAGAUUGGAUUGCUGGAUGAAGGCAUGGAAGUAUAUGGAGGAGAGAAUGUGGAGCUUGGAAUCAGGAAUGUUCAUUACACGAGCAGUCAGCAGCUCCACGUGGGUGUUCUGAGCCCCACCAUCGACGACGAUGACAACAGAUGCCUGGUGGAUGUCAGCAGCAGGCCCAGGCUCAUUGAAUGCAAUUAUGCCAAAGCCAAGAGAAUGAAGCUUUACUGGCAAUUUACUCAGGGAGGUCCUAUCCAGAACCGAAAAUCCAAGCGCUGCCUGGAAUUGCAGGAGAACAAUGAAAAUGAAUUUGGAUUUCAAGUGGUCCUUCAGAAGUGCACUGGACAACGCUGGUCCAUAACAAAUGUCCUGAGAAGCUUGUCAUUAUAGCAGACUAAAUUUUGUACCCAUUUCUUUUGCUACUGUGUAGCAAGUACUGCAUUGUCGCCUGCUGUACUGUAUCCCUCCCGCUCCCCGUCCCCCCAGCUCCUUCUCUCCCCUUUUUGUCUCUGAUUUGAUUUUGUGAGUGUGUGGAAAUAGGGUUUAUGGGCUGGAAAUAAGAAGUUUUUAUUUCACAAUGAUGUUUUCACGACAUUUAUAGAGAUGCUGAAUGACAGGUGACGGGUAGGCUAUCCUAAAAUAUUUUACAACUGUAACUAUUAAGCAAAUGGAGAAUAUUUAUAUCUCAAACUUUUAUUGAAUAAAAAAGCCCAAACACUA